UCAGUUUUGUUGCGCCCGGCGAGCGGAGCGGGUGGGCGGUGAGCAGGCGGCGAAAAAUACCAAAUACCAAAAAUACAAAAAAUUAUAAAAGCGGCCGGCGCAGCCGAGGAAGCCGUUAGAAAGGAACGAUGCGGUUCAGCGGCCACCACCGUUAUUUCGACCGUUAUCAGUGCUUCUGCUCGGCGGUUGCUUCGCUGCUGCUCUGCUUCGCGGUGGGCGCGGCGCUGACGCGGGCGGAUGACCCGCCCCCGGAUGGAUCAAGGACAUUGGCGAAGUGGCUGUGCAGCCGGACGGACAUCUGCACCUCGGAGGCGGAGAAGGUCGAGGGCCUCCAGUACGCGCCGGAGGUCUUUGAGAGCCAGCGGGACUGCCGGCUGUCGUGCGGGAAGUACGGGGCCAUCUGGCCGAUGCCCACGGGCAGGGAGUGCAGCAUCUCGCACGGCCGGGUGCGCUUCGAUCCGUGGAAGGUGCGCUUCCAUGUGGUGGCGCCCGGCGAGGCGGCCACCCAGUUUCUGCGCGAGACGAACCGGCUGUUCGUCUCGAAUCUCCUGAAGGAAUGCACGCGCAACUGCACGCUGGAGAGCAGCAAGCAGAUCCUGGUCAGGUCGACGGUGGCCAACGAGAGUCUCGUGCUCGACUGGCCCACCGAUGAGAGCUACGCUUUGGUGGUGCGGACCACGGACACGGCCACCUUUGUGGACAUUCAGGCGACGACGGUCUACGGAGCCCGGCAUGCCUUCGAAACGCUGAGCAACCUGGUCACCGGCGGCCAGUCCAAUGGCCUGCUGAUGACCUCCACGGCCAACAUCACAGAUCGUCCUGCCUUCCCGCAUCGCGGGGUGCUCCUCGACACGGCCAGGAACUUUGUGCCCCUGAAGUUCAUCCGGAGCACGCUGGAUGCCAUGGCCGCCAGCAAGCUGAAUGUGCUGCACUGGCAUGUGGUGGACACGCACAGCUUCCCGCUGGAGAUCACCCGCGUGCCGGAGAUGCAGCGCUACGGGGCUUAUUCCUCCGCGCAGACCUACUCCCGCCAGGAUGCCUUGAAUCUGGUCAAGUACGCCCGGCUCCGGGGCAUCCGCAUCCUGAUCGAGAUCGAUGGGCCCUCGCAUGCGGGCAACGGCUGGCAGUGGGGACCCUCGGCGGGAUUGGGCAACAUGUCCGUGUGCCUGAAUCAGUCGCCCUGGCGGAGAUUCUGCGUGCAGCCGCCGUGCGGCCAACUGAAUCCCCUGAACGAUCACAUGUACGCCGUGCUGAAGGAGAUUCUCGAGGACGUGGCCGAGGUGGGGGCGCCGGAGGAGACCCUCCACAUGGGCGGCGACGAGGUCUUCCUGCCCUGCUGGAACAACACCGAUGAGAUCAGGGAUGGAAUGCGUGCCCGGGGCUUCGAUCUCAGCGAGCAGAGCUUCCUGCGCCUGUGGUCGCAGUUUCAUCAAAGGAAUCUCAAUGCCUGGGACGAGAUCAACGAGCGCAUGUAUCCGGGCAUCAGGGAGCCCAAGUCGGUGAUCAUCUGGUCCAGUCACCUGACCAAUCCGCGCUACAUCGAGGCCUAUCUGCCCAAGGAGCGCUUCAUCAUUCAGACCUGGGUGGAGUCGCAGGAUGCCCUGAAUCGGGAGCUCCUGCAGCGGGGCUACCGGCUGAUUGUGUCGACCAAGAAUGCCUGGUAUUUGGAUCACGGAUUCUGGGGCAGCACCUCCUACUACAACUGGCGGACGGUCUACUCGAGCGCAAUGCCCAUGGGUCGCAGCAAGGAUCAGGUGCUGGGCGGCGAGGUGUGCAUGUGGAGCGAGUAUGUGGACCAGAACUCACUGGAAUCCCGCAUCUGGCCGAGAGCCGGAGCUGCCGCCGAGCGUCUGUGGUCCAAUCCCAAGUCGUCUGCUUUGCUCGCCCAGCGGAGGUUCUAUCGCUACCGGGAGCGACUCCUGGCCCGCGGCAUCCAUGCGGACGCGGUCAUCCCGCACUGGUGCGUCCUCCACGAGGGCCAGUGCCUUUGAAGAUACCUCCUUUCAGCCUAUGUUACCCUCUCCCCUCAUCAGUUAUUGCCCAUAAAGAUCUGUUUUUAAUCCAGC
Molecule: messenger RNA, 2066 nt
Organism: Drosophila takahashii
Lineage: Eukaryota; Metazoa; Arthropoda; Insecta; Diptera; Drosophilidae
Gene: Hexo2
Product: Hexosaminidase 2
Biological process (GO): glycosaminoglycan metabolic process; carbohydrate metabolic process; protein deglycosylation
Cellular component (GO): plasma membrane; lysosome
Molecular function (GO): beta-N-acetylglucosaminidase activity
Source: RefSeq, a predicted model, not a curated record